This is a messenger RNA of Coccinella septempunctata (seven-spotted ladybird), 1382 nucleotides long. RefSeq names its product cuticle protein 8-like. The transcript has 3 exons. The coding region runs from base 112 to 852 and encodes 246 amino acids. The record is from RefSeq and is a predicted model, not a curated record. Lineage: Eukaryota; Metazoa; Arthropoda; Insecta; Coleoptera; Coccinellidae. Gene Ontology annotation, cellular component: extracellular matrix.
UCUUUCUCCAUACUUGCAGAAGAAAGCAUAUAUAAGUAUACUGAAAUUUCUCUCUAUCAUUCAGCAAAUUGUGUUCAUCCAGUGCACUUCCUCAGGUUUCAAUAAGGCAUCAUGAAAGUACAGAUUAUCAUAUGUCUCUGCCUUGGUGCCAUAGCUUCAAGUUAUCCCAUAGCCCUUUACCCACACCAGGGACAUUCAGGACAUGAAGAAGUUCAAUAUUUACAGUAUGUUCCGGAUCUUCAGGGUGGUCAAGAGGAAAUCCAUGAGAAUCAGGUUGCCUCUCACAACUAUGGGUCAGCUCAUGAGGAGCCUGAGGAGGAACAUAAGAAAGUUAUCGAUUACUACGCACCGCCAAAAUACUCCUUCAAAUACGGAGUACAAGACUAUCACACUGGAGACAUAAAGUCACAACAUGAAACCAGAGACGGUGACGUUGUCAAAGGACAGUAUUCGCUCGUUGAACCCGAUGGUUCUAUCAGAACUGUGUCCUACACAGCCGAUAAACACAGCGGAUUCAAUGCAGUCGUGAAGAAGAGUGGUCCAUCGAAGCAUCAUGAACCAGAAGUUCACUAUAAACAAGAAGCCCAAUACGAACCAGAGGUCCAUUAUCAACCAGAAGCUCAUUAUCAACCAGAAGCUCAUUAUCAGUCAGAAGCUCAAUACGAACCAGAAGCUCAUUACCAACCAGAAGCUCACCCUCAACCAGAAGUACAUUAUCAAUCUGAAGCUCAAUAUCAACAAGAAGCUCACCCUCAACCAGAAGUUCAUUAUCAAUCUGGAGCCCAUUAUCAACCUGAAGCCCAUUAUCAAUCAGAGGGAGAAGGAGAGGCGGCUGCUGAUGGACACCAUUAAAAACUUAUAAGUAAUCGAUAAAUAAUCAAACACAUAAGCAUCUUAUGCUGCCAAACUGAAUACUCGUAGGAUAUUUUAUAACUGAAUCUAGUCAAAAUUAAGUUUUAGUUGAACGGAUUGAGGUUAUCGUUUUUUCAGGUAUAAGAAUAAAAAAAUGUAUAAUAAAUUCGGUUUAAGGAUGGAAUUCCAGAAAGAUCAAGAUUAUCGAUGACCCAGUUCUAUCUUGUUCAAAAAUUUAAAUGUUUGGAUUCUAUAAAUUGCCACGAUUAAAACAUGCAGCGUAAAGAUACAUACCCCAUCCUCAUGAGCUUUACUUACAAUCUCAGUAUUAUUUGAAGAAUUAUUUGUGAACACUCAAAGUUACAUUUUCAAAUUAGGUAGUUUGUAAUCCAUUCAUCCUAUAUUUAAUAUAUUCGAGUUGACCUUGUUGAUGAAUUUUAUAAUUGUUAAUUAGUUUUAUGUCAUGUAAUUGUAUAGUCUAGGUAAUAUUUAGGGUAUUAAGAAAAAUAUUCAAUAAAAAUUUGAAUAAG